Messenger RNA from Rhincodon typus (whale shark), 5165 nucleotides. RefSeq names its product alpha-1,3-mannosyl-glycoprotein 4-beta-N-acetylglucosaminyltransferase A (gene mgat4a). The transcript is spliced from 15 exons. Lineage: Eukaryota; Metazoa; Chordata; Chondrichthyes; Orectolobiformes; Rhincodontidae. The record is from RefSeq and is a predicted model, not a curated record. Gene Ontology annotation, biological process: protein N-linked glycosylation. Gene Ontology annotation, molecular function: acetylglucosaminyltransferase activity. The coding region runs from base 1 to 1638 and encodes 545 amino acids. Gene Ontology annotation, cellular component: Golgi stack; endoplasmic reticulum-Golgi intermediate compartment; endoplasmic reticulum.
AUGGCAAUAGGCAGCGGCAAGCAGGCUCAGCAACGUGGAAAUGUGGCGGCAGCGUUAGAGGCAAGUUUGGGUUCCGGGCAGCGUCUGCUUCCAGCGUGGAUUCCGGGAGACAGAGAAAAGCUAAUUGCCUAUCAGCAUGAGUUCCACGCCUUGAGGGAACGUCUACGUGUCGCUGAGCACCGAACUUUGCAGCGUUCCUCGGAACUAAAUGGUGUCCUGGAGCAAUUCAAACGUAUAGUGGCUGCAUCAAAUGGAAGCAAAGAGGCCCUGAGCAAUUUUUCAGAUGAUGCCAAAAAGCUGCUGAAAGAUUUAACCAACAAGAAUGCCCUAAAAGUGCCAAAUAUCUACCAUCACAUGCCCCACUUACUGAACAGCGAGGAAAGCCUUCAGCCUGCUGUGCAGGUUGGCAGUGGCAGAACUGGUGUGUCCUUAGUUUUGGGGAUUCCAACUGUGAAGAGAAAAGUUAAGUCCUAUCUUGCAGAAACACUUCACUCAUUAAUAGAUAAGCUGUCUCCUGAAGAGAAACUAGAUUGUGUUAUAGUGGUGUUCAUAGGAGAGACUGAUCUAGACCAUGUUCAUAGUGUCCUGGAAAACCUGGAGAAAGAAUUUUCCACUGAAAUCAAUUCAGGGUUAAUAGAAGUCAUUUCACCUCCUAUCGCUUACUACCCAGAGUUGUCAAACCUGAGGGAAACCUUUGGAGAUUCAAAAGAACGUGUCAGAUGGCGAACAAAACAGAACUUGGAUUAUUGUUUCCUUAUGAUGUAUGCCCAGAAAAAAGGGAUUUAUUAUGUUCAGCUUGAAGACGACAUAGUUGCCAAAGAUCAUUACUUCAGCACCAUGAAAAAUUUUGCACUUCAGCUUUCUUCUGAAGAUUGGAUGGUACUAGAAUUCUCACAGUUGGGGUUUAUAGGUAAAAUGUUUCAGUCUCCUGAUCUGAAUCUUAUUGUGGAGUUCAUCCUGAUGUUCCACAAGGAGAAACCGAUUGACUGGCUGUUAGACCAUAUCUUGUGGGUGAAGGUUUGCAACCCAGAAAAAGAUGCAAAACACUGUGAGCGGCAAAAAUCUAACAUCAGGAUUCGAUUUAGACCAUCCCUUUUCCAGCAUGUUGGGCUGCAUUCUUCACUGGCAGGCAAAAUUCAGAAAUUGACAGAUAAAGAUUUUAUGAAGCCUUUACUUCACAAAAUGCACGUGAAUCCUCCUGCAGAAGUUUCAACAUCUCUAAAAGUUUACCAAGGCCAUUCAUUGGACAAAGCUUAUCUGGGAGAGGACUUCUUCUGGGGAAUCACUCCUCUCACUGGUGACUAUAUACUUGUCAAGUUUGACAAGCCAUUGAAUAUAGAUAGGUACCUGUUUCACACUGGGAAUACAGAACAUCCUGGAGACUUGCUGUUGAACACAAGUGUUGAAGUUUUGCCUUACAAGGAUUCAGGAUCUGACCUACUUCAGGAGACCAAAGAAUCAAGAUAUAAACGCACUGAAGAUGGAUUUUUCAGAAUAGGUACAUUUACAAAUGGAGUAGCUGAAGGUGCUAUCGACCAGCGAUUGAACCCCAUCACUGCCAUUAAGUUGUCAAUUUUACAAGAUUCCACUGUGUGGGUUCUUCUUGACGAGAUCCAGCUUAAAAAAGCUGCCAAUUAAUCAGUAUUUAAAUGAGAUUAAGAAUGGGUCUAUUUUAUACAACAAAAGGUCCCACAGAAGUUUAAUAGCUUCAUAGAGACUCUUUAAUAAUGAAGUGUUGAUACUGAUCACAGAAUUCAUGGAUAUAUCGCCUCAUCGUCUGAUCGCCGUGGAUGUUUAUUGUUCCUGGACACUACCUCCUGUGAAAUCUACUGUAAUUUUCUAUGUAACAAUUCUAAUUUUGAAGAAUUAUCAGCUGGAACCUCUUGGUAAUCAGAAGUUAAUAGACUGUUCUUCUUAUCAUGAGUUUAGCUGAGGUGUAAAUGUAUUUUUUGUUACCCAUUUUACCAGCAAAAUUUACCUAAAUACUAAGUAAAGAUAAACAAAUAAGUGAGACUACUUCUGUAUAAAGAGGUUAAAUAUGUUACAAAUUUUGAACGUACAUUGUGCAUCAGGGACAGAUACUGUACAAACAGGCGAGAAAGGAUGGGUCACGAUGAUGGGACAACGAAGGGAUAGUAACCUUUAAUUUAUUGUAAAUAUGCGCAGCACAUGUUUUAAGACAUUCCAGGCAGAUGUAGUUUCUUGAUCAUAAAUACUGUAUUUAAUUUCUAAGCAAAUUAUGUUAACUUCUGAGGAAGUGUUUUAUUUUUUAUGAAGGAGAAAAAUUGCCUUUUCAAAGUCUUGACUUGUGAAUGUUGAAAUUUGCCAUGUCCUUGAGAUGCAGUUGCAGCUCAUUGCGUUCCAGCAGCAUUGAGGCAUGUAAAAACUUAUGUGCCUUAAGUGUCAUGUUGCUACAGCUGGUUAGCAUUAGUAAUAUUGAGCUGAUAGCAGGCAACAAUUCUUCUUUCCAUUUUUAACAAGUUAUUCACUUGCAAAGAGGCCAAGAAGAAGUGGAAAUUUUGCUUACUACUUCAUAUCUUACUUAUUAGAAAAUAUUCUUAAUAAUCUUAACAUAAUUUUCAGGAAAGAAAUAUAAUUGUUCAUCUAGUACUUAAACACAACACCCACAUGGCAAAAAAAAAAUUAAAGUAUCAGGUAGCCCCUUCCAUUGCAGCUUUGUGUCAUCACUUUAUAAAAGACAUCUUAUCCAGGCAGUCCCACAUUGCAAAUGGGUUCAAUUCUUGAUUCUGUUCGCCUGUCAAUUUAUACGUGACUCGGAGCACAAUGCAGGCCAAUAUAAAACAGCCAGUUGUAUGUGCGAGAAAACUUUCUUAUGUCGGAUCUUUAAAAUGACACCCCUGUAUGGGAUUGUGCUCCUAAGCAUGAACAUUCACAAGUUGGAUGCUUGUAAAUCAGGGGCCCCCUGUAGUGUCAGUGACAUUGCAAGUCCUUUAUUCUCAUAACUUGGAUAAUUUUCCUCAGCAAAGAGAUACGUUUGAAGAUUUUAUUUCUGGAAACAUGAGUUUGAUGGAUUGGAUACAGGGUUAACUUGCUGUGUUUUUUUUUCAUAUGUACCGUAUGGAUUCUGUAAAUACUGGCUGGAUUUACCAGUGACUGUAUAACCAGUGAUAAAUCUUCCUAGUUUUCUACUGGAAAGCUUUUUUUAGUUGAUAUAGACAGGCAAUGUGCAUUAAACUAGAUUUUUAUGAUCAUGUGCAAUCAUCCAUUAAAUUGGUGGUAUUUUAAAUGUUUGAAAUGUUACUAGAAGAGGGGUUUCUCUGUUGGAGGAGGAUAUAAAUAUUAUGAACUCUGCUUGGAUAUGCCAAAGUUUGCAUUAAUAAGUGCAAUAUGGAAAAUGAUGACUCAGACAGUAGGUGUGAUUCAUGUUUUCAGUGUUUCCAUUUAUUUAAAAAUUCUAUUUAAAUUGGACAAUCUUAGUAUUUUAAAGUCUUGGAAAAAGUAAUUAUUGAAAAGCUUGUGACAGACUUUAGUUGUCUCCCUAUCAACUGCAUCAAAAUAAUUUAUAUAUAUUGGAAAAGGUGUGAAUAGAGAGGGAAUACAAAAACAUGUCAACAAGGUUGGGGGGACAAAAGUUAGCUUCGUAAAGAAAUUAUCAACAAAGUUGGACAAGUUGAAGUUGAAAUUUUAAUAUUAUUAAUAAUGCACAGUUCAGAGUCAUAAGAUGAGCUGCCUAAAUAUUAAUGGACUGCAAUCUAAAAACAGGAAAUGCAGGCCAGUGAAUACCUAUAAAGUGAAAAGACCCAUUAAUAAUUUGGAUACAGAUCAUUUCUCAGACCCUUGUUACUGAAGGUCUCUAAUAACAAAUGCAUUCAUUUUAUGAAGUAAUUAUUUAAUAACUAAGCAUUGGCUGAAAAAUAUAUAUUUUUAAAUUAUUUAAAAUGUAAAGCCAAGAUCAAAUCAGUUGAUUUCAGUUUCAAAUCUUUUGAGAAAGCUAUUUGCAUCAACAAAUCUGGAAAAAUGAUGGGUGUUAAGCAAACGUCAAAACGAUACAUCUGAAGUCAAAUUGUGAGAUUCCUUGUGGGUCUUCAUUAAUUCUCAAUUUGCAUUCAAAAAGGUUCAAUCUAAUUUUCCAAAAUAUCUGAAGCUGUGGAUCUAUUUAUGGCACCUCUAACCCAUCCUUCAUCUUGUGUACAUUGCAUUUGUAUGAUUUUCCACAGUUGUUCGCUGUGUAUGCUGGCUGUUUGUAUGUGUGCUGGAUCAUAACGUACAAAAAAAUUAUAAACUUGUGUGGUCUUUGCUCUUCCCUUCUUGCAAUUUCUUCUUGAAAAGUCAUUAGAAAUCACUGGAGGAUUGGAAGAAACAAUACUUAAGGGGUUUUUCCAUUAAGGCUUAAGACUGAUCCGUAUUUUAUUAAAUCUGUAGGGUGAGGGGGAAACAUCAGAAUUAGUUCAUUGGAUGAGAAACAGCUUGGAUUGUCCUGGGGAUGGAUAAUACUUUACAUUCAUCCAUAUAUAUUCAAUUCGCACUUCUGCUACUGUUGCAGCUGUAUAAUAGAUCCAUGUUCACUGCUCAGAAAAUUUAAUCAAAUUGUGUAACAUAGAAUGAAAUACAGCACAGUGCUGUUGUUUGAAGGGUAGGUCCUGAUUUUUAAUCAUUGCAUUUAAAAUUAGAAAAAUAAAGUUGAAAUAUUGAUCAUAUAUGAGUUAAGUGAGGUGAUUUACUGCCAAACCCCUACUUGCACAGUGACUUGUUUUUUUAAAAAUCUUGGUAAACCACACGUACAGAUCAGCUAAUAAUAGUAAAUAGGAACUCAGAGGGCUCAUCUCUAAUACUUUUUUAAAUAAUAAAUUAUAGAUUUAUUGUGAAUCGAGUAUUAAGGAAUCCCUUUUACAUAAUAUGCCACAGAUCAAUCGCUUCUUGAAAUAUGAUGCUUUUGCUUAUUUUUAUGGAUAUGUUUAUGCUUUUGUUUGUAAGAACGCUCCAGUGCACCUGCUUCUUUUAAUGUCAAUGUGCCUUUCAUCAAUGGUCCAUGUUAUUUUCAUAAAUGUGCCAUAACUUUGCAACGAACACAGUUGUAAUAAAAUUGAACUUGUUAUACGUUGAAUUGUAAUUACGUGUAGAAUGUUCUGUAUAAUUGGCUUCUUUAACUUCGGUCCGUUAUGUAAUAAAUUGCUACAUUUUUGGAUGUCAGUUUUGACAUUGAA